UUCGACGAGCAGAAUCCUGGAGACAACAUAACAACACAAUGCUCCGCCAAAUAAAACCCCGCAACGCCCGCUCCAAGCGCGCCCUCGACAAGAAGGCCCCCAAGCCCGUCGAGAAUCCCAAGAAGGCGCUCUUCCUCCGCGGCACCUCGUGCUCGCAGAAGACGCAAGAUGCGCUCACAGACCUGUACUCGCUGCGCCGACCGCUAGCGCAGAAGUUCACCAAAAAGAACGAGAUCCACCCCUUCGAGGAUGCCACCUCCCUCGAGUUCUUCAGCGAGAAGAACGACGCCUCGCUGCUCGUCUUCGGCUCCUCCAGCAAGAAGCGCCCGCAUGCGCUGACGCUCGUGCGUACCUUUGGUUACAAGGUCCUCGAUAUGCUGGAGCUGAACCUCGAUCCGGAUAGCUUGCGCCUACUCAGCCAGUUCAAGAACAAGAAGUGCGCUGUGGGACUUAAGCCAAUGCUGCUGUUCAGCGGUACGCCUUUUGAGAGUCCAAUCCCGAACGAGUACACUAUGGCGAAGAGCUUCUUCACGGACUUCUUCAAGGGCGAGCCGGCUGAGAAAGUUGAUGUGGAGGGGUUGCAGUACUUGGUGUCUAUCGCGGCACGCGACACUGUCGAUGGGGAGGAGGCGAAGCCAAAAAUACAUCUUAGGGUGUACCUGAUCAAGACCAAGAAGAGCGGACAGAAGCUUCCCCGUGUGGAGGUUGAGGAGAUGGGUCCUCGCAUGGAUUUCCGUGUUGGGAGGAUAAAGGAUGCUGAGGAGGCUAUGCUCAAGGAGGCGAUGAGGAAGGCGAGGACGACGCUGGAGAGGCCGAAGAAGAACAUCUCGACUGAUAUUGUGGGUGACAAGGUCGGAAGGAUACAUCUCGGCAAGCAGGAUCUUGGGGAGCUGCAGACGAGGAAGAUGAAGGGGUUGAAGAGGACUAGGGACUCGUUGAUCGUUGAUGCUGAGGAUAUCGAGAUGAAGGAUGAGGUCGAGACUAAGAAGUCGAAAAAGAAGGUUGCUGUCUGAGUCGGAGAUAAGGGCUGUUAGGGUUUAACAAUGGGCGUUUGGUGUUUGGUGGAGGGAAUGCGAUAGUCCUGGUACUCAUGUAUGCUCCGGGCGAAGAGGUUGUCUAUAGGGCUUGAGAAACUAAGCUGUAUUCGUUUCUGAAGCAUGACGCUGAAUUCCUUGUGCAUUAUACAGUGAUUCGUAUUCAUGGUCAUAGAAUAAAUGGG
Pseudogymnoascus destructans is the source of this 1219-nucleotide messenger RNA. RefSeq names its product rRNA-binding ribosome biosynthesis protein rpf2 (gene RPF2). The transcript is spliced from 2 exons. NCBI's taxonomy places the organism in Eukaryota, Fungi, Ascomycota, Leotiomycetes, Thelebolales, Thelebolaceae. Gene Ontology annotation, cellular component: nucleolus. Gene Ontology annotation, molecular function: rRNA binding. Bases 39 to 1013 code for a protein of 324 amino acids. The record is from RefSeq and is a predicted model, not a curated record. Gene Ontology annotation, biological process: ribosomal large subunit assembly; maturation of LSU-rRNA from tricistronic rRNA transcript (SSU-rRNA, 5.8S rRNA, LSU-rRNA).